AUGCUACAACAGGUCCCGAAUGCACCUCCGUACGACAAGAAUCCAACCGGUGGUCCACAAUUCCGCAACUGGAUGGAACUUCUUUGCGCUUUCAAUCACCAACUGUCCCAAGGACCGGUAUGGCUUUACGAUACACCGGGCCAGCAAGGCCUAAUCGGCUUUCCUUUCAACGCCCUUUUGAACUGGUCCAUGUCAACCCCAGCCGGCCUCCUCGCCUUCCACCGUUCCGUCGUCAACGCCCACCUUCGCGACAUCCUCACCGCCUACGGCAAUUUCCUCUCUUCCCCCGCCUCUGCCGCCGUUCUCAACUCCUCCGCGACCGGCUGGCUGAGCCCGACCGCUCUCGACGCCCUUGUGUCUACCGCCUGGCUACCCACCAACACCACCUCCUCUUCCGACUCCGAGCCGAGAACAAAUACCCGCACGCCGCAACCUCGUCCCCAGUUCCACGACCUUUUCAUCUCCAACCCGCACCACCCCACGCACGGCUUCGCCUCCUGGGACGCCUUCUUCACCCGCCGAUUCCGGCCGGGGAUCCGACCGAUUGCUUCCCCCUCCGACGACGGGGUCAUAGUCAACGCGUGCGAGUCAACGCCCAUAGCGCUCGAGCGCAGAGUUAAACUGCAUGAUGAGUUCUGGGUUAAGCGGCAGCCGUAUAGUUUGGUUACCAUACUCGGCAGUUUGAACAAGGACUCAGACCGGGACGAGGACGAGAAGAACGGGGGCAGGAAGAAAGAGGAGGAGGAGCAGCUAAAACAAGCAAUGCGCUUCGAAGGAGGAACAAUCUACCAAGGCUUCCUAGGAGCACUGAGUUACCACCGCUGGCAUGCGCCUGUUUCCGGGGUGGUGGAGAAAGUGACGAAGAUACACGGGACUUACUUUGCUGGUUGUCCUGGGUUGUCCUCCUCCCGCCGUGGGGGACUACAUGAUGGAGACAUGGAGGAACGGAAGCACGAUCCUUCGGCGCCGGAUAGAAGCCAGAGAUAUAUCUGCCAGGUGGGCACUAGGGCUUUGGUGUACAUACGGGCGAGAGAUAGGAGGCUGGGGACGGUGGUGUUUGUGGCGGUGGGAAUGGCGGAGGUCAGUAGUUGUGAGGUUACGGUUAGGGAGGGGGAUAUGGUGGAAAAGGGGGAGGAGAUUGGCUUGUUCCACUAUGGCGGCUCGACGCACUGUCUUAUUUUCGAGCCAGGUGUCCGGUUGAAGUUCACAGAAGCAGCAGAGGAGGUUGAUGUCAAGAGACGGGGUCAUAACUUGCCGGUCAACGGAUACUUGGCGGAGGUUGUGUCUGGAUGA
Molecule: messenger RNA, 1293 nt
Organism: Neurospora tetraspora
Lineage: Eukaryota; Fungi; Ascomycota; Sordariomycetes; Sordariales; Sordariaceae
Product: phosphatidylserine decarboxylase-domain-containing protein
Exons: 3
Coding region: 1-1293 (430 amino acids)
Biological process (GO): phospholipid biosynthetic process
Molecular function (GO): phosphatidylserine decarboxylase activity
Source: RefSeq, a predicted model, not a curated record